Molecule: messenger RNA, 1248 nt
Organism: Saprolegnia parasitica CBS 223.65
Lineage: Eukaryota; Oomycota; Saprolegniomycetes; Saprolegniales; Saprolegniaceae
Exons: 3
Coding region: 1-1248 (415 amino acids)
Source: RefSeq, a predicted model, not a curated record
AUGUCCAAGCGAGCUUGCGUGGCGCCGAUCUCGGUCGUCGAUGCAGGCGUCCUUCUUCACAUCGUCCAGUGCUUGUCCUCGAUCGAUGACGUCUUCUCGCUGCUGCAGGCGCUGCCACGUCAUGCGCUCGAUGCGCCGUUGGCUGCACUCCGGACGCUCUUGCCGACUACCUUGAAAGCCGACCAGUGGCCGCAGGUGUGCAUUGAAGUCUUUGAUAGCCGGUACACUUCGACCGUGCUUACGGCGCUGCCGGCCUUUCGCUCGAUUCGCAUCAACGAUUUGUCCAAGCUCGACGAGGUGCUGCGAGCCGCGAGCCAGGAAUAUGGCGCCGAUGGGAGCGCGACAAUUGCGCUCGCAGCCAAGUGGGGGCACAAGAUCAAGUCCAUCGACGUGUCGGACUUCCAAGAGGACAACAACAACGGUGCGCUCGCCCGUAUUCUUCGUCCCUGCACCGGCCUCGACGAAGUACAUAUUUGUGAGCCGUCCGAUGCGUCCGAGCUCGAAGCAGUCACUGCUGCCGCGCAGUAUGUCACGCGCAUGGAGCUCCUCGAGAUAGACAAAAACAUAUUCUUGCGUGAGCGCUGGCUCUCGACGAUCACAACGUGGCUCGCGUCUGGCCGCGCAGAGAACCUCGGACUCUCUUAUUUUGAAUCGGCCGACGACCUUCAGUUGGCGCGGUGCAUUGCCACCGCCGCAUCGCUCACAAGCCUCACGCUCUGGCAGGCCGACAGCGUUCUCCAAGCGUUAUCCAAUGUUGCCGCACCACUGCUCAAUAUGACCAAACUGUGCCUCCACACAAUCUCUGGCAUUGAGGGGUUCCUGACGAAAUGCGUCAACCUUUCGACGCUGCAGCUGCUGCCGCGUCUUGUGGCCCUGCGCGAGCUCUCGCUUAUGGGCUGCGCGAUGGAAUGGGUUGACCAAUUGGACUCGACGCCGGCGCCGCGCCAUCUCGCAGUACUUCAAUUCGAGGCUUGUGGCAUGGACGAUGCCACGUGCCUGGCGCUUCUUGAGUGGGCGUCGCAGUCACCGUGCCUCAAGACCGUCACGCUCAUCGCGACCGAGACGACCAUGACCGUUGCGUCUUACAAGGUACUCUUUGAGGCACUUCUCACGUGCGUUGGUGUCGCGAUCGAGGUGGUCGAACUCCGAAUUGGGAUGCGCGACGAGAUCGCGCGCCUUGCGUCGACGCUGCAGCUGCAACUGUCGGAUGGCAGCGACCGGACGCUGACGGUUCAAAAGCUUCACUAG